Molecule: messenger RNA, 687 nt
Organism: Saprolegnia parasitica CBS 223.65
Lineage: Eukaryota; Oomycota; Saprolegniomycetes; Saprolegniales; Saprolegniaceae
Exons: 4
Coding region: 1-687 (228 amino acids)
Source: RefSeq, a predicted model, not a curated record
AUGUUUCGGCUCAUUCUCGACGCGCUCGGGCUCUACGCCGCGUGGCACCCGUCCAACGGCGACAGCAGCGACAUUGGCACGCUCACGUACGACGCCCCGGCGCCGCCACCGCCCUUCCCGAGCGAAGUGCACGCCACCUUUCUUGAGACGUUUGACGGCAGCGACGUGCCCGACUCGAGAGGCGCGUGGUUCUACCAGUACCACGCGGCGAGCGGCGACACGAACUGGCGCGUCGAGCACGACGCACCGCAGGCCGACCCGUUCUGCCGCUGUGCGCAGCCCAACACAACGGACGCGUGUACGCUCUACUACACGCAAGAGAGCUUAUUCGUGCACUUUCCGGGUCCAGUCGGCGCGUGCUGUCGCCUCUGUGACGCGACGACACCGGGCUGCGGCAUGCUUUCGCCGACGUGGCUCUCGGCAUCGGCGACACUGACCGGCGUCGACGAGCUCGACGGCCGUCUCUGCUACCAGUUUUGCGCUCCUCCGACGGGCACCGUGACCGAGUGCAUGAGCUACGACGACUACGGUCUUCCGUGCCGCUUCACCGAGACGACGACGGCCAAUGUGCACAACUUGACGUUCACGUCGUGGACCGUCACGAAGCAGCCGCCAUCGACGUUUGCGCUGCCGUCGCUCUCGUGCGCGACGAGCUGCGCGUCCCUCUUCCCCACAUGCGAUGUCUAA